GAGGAGCGGCGCGGUGCGGCGGCCGAGUGGAGAGUGGAGUCAGUCGCUGCCGAACCUCUGGUCGCGUCAGAUCGGCCCCGUGUGUGAGUGUGUGUGAGUGUGUGGACCCGCGUCCGCCAGUGAUGAUGAGGGCCCCCAGGGCCCGAGGCCGCGAGGCCGCCGCUCGGCGCUGCUGAAGGCCCCCCGAGGCCACCGCUGUUGCACGUCCCCGAUGGCGGCCGGCGUGCGCUCCACGGGCAUGGUGGGCGCCCUCGCCGCCCCCGCCUCCACGUCGGCGGCCGUGGCGGCGGCCUGCGUCUCGCUGCUGCUGCUGCAGACGGCCCUGCUGCAGCCACGACCCGCCCUCGCCGUCGUCGGCAACGUCACCAAGGAGGGCGCCCGGCCGCUGGACAGGCCGCUUGAGCGCCCGCUGGAGCGGCAUGAGCGUCCCGAGCGCCCCGACCGGCCGGAGCGUGGCGACAGGGAGAGGACGGCCUACAACCACGGCCACAGCUGGAUCAAGAUGGGGCUGGCCGUGGAGCAGGAGAUCUGGCGCUCGCCGCAGCAGGUGCACGCCGUGGGCUCGUCGCCGCUGUGCGCGCGCCUGCCCGGCCUCAGCCCCGGCCAGGACAAGCAGUGCCAGCUGUACCAGGACCACAUGUCGCCCGUGGGCCGCGGAGCGCACGCCGCCAUCACUGAGUGCCAGCACCAGUUCAAGGAGCGGCGCUGGAACUGCUCGGCCGCCGCCCUGGACCACACGCUCUUCAGCAGCGUCAUGCGCGUCGCGAGCCGCGAGGUGGCGUACUUGCACGCGGUGACGGCGGCGGGGGUGGCGCACGCCGUGUCCAGGUCGUGCCGGGACGGGCAGCUGUCGUCGUGCGGCUGCGCGCGCUCCGGCCGGCCCCGGGACCUGCACCGCGACUGGAUCUGGGGCGGCUGCGGCGACAACCUGGAGUACGGCUACAAGUUCACGCAGGGCUUCGUCGACGUCCGCGAGCGCGAGCGCAAGCUGAGGCGCGGCAGCCGGGAGCAGGCGCGGGCGCUCAUGAACCUGCACAACAACGAGGCCGGGCGCAGGGUGAGUACACCAGGGAGGGGUCGUGACCCCGGGUGAUGAAUGGCUUCAGAC
Messenger RNA from Frankliniella occidentalis (western flower thrips), 1108 nucleotides. Its product is annotated as protein Wnt-5b-like. Gene Ontology annotation, cellular component: extracellular region. NCBI's taxonomy places the organism in Eukaryota, Metazoa, Arthropoda, Insecta, Thysanoptera, Thripidae. The record is from RefSeq and is a predicted model, not a curated record. Gene Ontology annotation, biological process: canonical Wnt signaling pathway; neuron differentiation; cell fate commitment. Bases 212 to 1093 code for a protein of 293 amino acids. The transcript is spliced from 5 exons. Gene Ontology annotation, molecular function: cytokine activity; frizzled binding.